AUGGACAAGCUAGAAUCGAAGAGUGGGAGAAGAAGGAGUCGAACGACGAGAGAAAGAGAGGCGGAUGGCAAGCAGGUGAAGGUUAAACAACAGACCCUCUUGAUGACCGGCAGCCCUUUUCCCCAGCGAUCAGGGUACUCUGGGAUGUAUCUGCCCUUGUCGGCGGUUACAUGGACAUGCGUGCAUCUUGUUCCUCUUCUGCCCCUCAUUUCGCAGCGGGGAUUGGCCCGGUCUCAAGCCCUUUGCAUUCUUCUGCGCACCCUAGUCGAGAUGGCGGGCCAAUCUCAGCCCCGGACCAUAGCCUUGACAGGCUUUGAUGCGGCGGCAACGGAUGCACGGAUGCUUCAAUCACCCACAGAAAGGUGCCUCAAGACCCAAGGAUCGACCGAUGCAGAAUCACCAUCCCAUACCCCGUACUAG
This is a messenger RNA of Histoplasma capsulatum G186AR, 420 nucleotides long. RefSeq lists its product as uncharacterized. The coding region runs from base 1 to 420 and encodes 139 amino acids. The record is from RefSeq and is a predicted model, not a curated record. The transcript is spliced from 3 exons. Lineage: Eukaryota; Fungi; Ascomycota; Eurotiomycetes; Onygenales; Ajellomycetaceae.